Messenger RNA from Talaromyces rugulosus, 1296 nucleotides. RefSeq lists its product as uncharacterized. The record is from RefSeq and is a predicted model, not a curated record. Gene Ontology annotation, molecular function: transmembrane transporter activity. Gene Ontology annotation, cellular component: fungal-type vacuole membrane. Bases 1 to 1296 code for a protein of 431 amino acids. Lineage: Eukaryota; Fungi; Ascomycota; Eurotiomycetes; Eurotiales; Trichocomaceae. Gene Ontology annotation, biological process: transmembrane transport. The transcript has 3 exons.
AUGCAGAACCCAACCCAACGCCCGCCCUUGGACGAAGAGAAAGAUACUAUUUCCGGUGAUGGCAAUGAAGGCACCAAAUCGCUUCCACCGCCAGGACCAGGAACCUUUCCAGAAGGUGGCGCUCGUGCAUGGAGUGUUGUUGCUGGAGCUAUGUGCAUCUCGUUCUGCACCUUUGGCUACAUGAAUGCAUAUGGCGUCUACCAGAACUAUUACUCGACGCAUCAACUGACGGACAAGUCUUCAUCGACCAUUGCAUGGAUAGGAUCUGUGCAAACAUGCCUUUUGUUGGGUGGAGGUAUAAUAGGAGGCCCUUUGUUUGACAGAUACGGCGCAAUAGUUAUCUGGCCCACUGCCAUAACAUUUGUGUUCUCGGUUAUGAUGACGUCCCUUUGCAAGGAAUACUAUCAGUUCAUGCUGGCGCAGGGUAUUCUCGGCGGACUAACGUGCGGUAUCAUGUUCUCGCCGGCAAUGGCAGCAGUAAGCCAUUAUUUCCAUGCGAAGAGAGGCGCAGCGCUGGGCAUAACUGUCACCGGUUCUUCGUUGGGAGGAGUCAUCUUCCCGAUCGCCUUGAGCAGGAUGUUUAGCUAUAAGUCAUUGGGCUUCGAAUGGACGGUGCGGAUCAUUGGAUUUCUCAUGUUGGCGCUACUCCUCCUCGCAAUGGCCACGAUUCGAUCACGUCUACCCCCACGGAAAGACAAGAUCCUACUGCCGUCUGCUUUUAGAAAGGCCGCUUUCAGCGUGUUUAUAGCCGCCCAAUUUUUGAUGCUUUGGGGAGUGUUCACGCCGUUUUUCUAUCUCACUGAGUAUGCCAUUGCGCGUGGAAUGAGCGAGGACUUGGCUUCAUACAUUCUGUCCAUACUUAACGCCGCUUCGGUCUUCGGUCGACUCCUGCCCGGUGUCCUGGCAGACAAAAUUGGACGGUUCAACACACUCUGCUUCUUUGGGUUUUGUACAGGCAUCCUCCUCCUCUGUUGGAUUGCCAUCGAGUCAAACGCGUCGAUAAUUGUGUUUGCAGCGCUCUACGGUUUCUUCUCCGGAGCGAUUGUCUCUCUGAUGUCCCCUUGCAUCGCGCAUCUUGCACCUUCACCGCGUGAUAUAGGUACUUACCUUGGUAUGGGCAUGGCCGUGAUCUCGCUGGCUGGCCUAACUGGAACCCCGAUCACCGGGGCUCUCAUCGACCGCUACACGAGUUACACGCCAGCCGCCAUUUUCAGUGGAGUGUCUUGUCUUGUUGGUGCGUCGCUGGUUUUCCUGACAAAGGUGACGCUGAUCAGAAACCCGUUUCGUCGGAUAUGA